AUUGUCAUCUCUUCGUCUCGCUCGAUCGCCGUACGUAUCCAUCAUAUAUUUGCUAGUGUCCACCGGAGAGGCUCAUUCAAUUCUGAUCGUGAAGCACACAUACAUACAUACAUACAUCGAUCCGGCCGGCGGACGCGGAUCGAUCGCGGCGGGGCGGGAGAUGGGGUGGUCGGCGGCGAAGAUGGAGUGGGGGCCGGCGGUGUGCAUGGUGCUGAUCGAGCUGUUCACGACGGGGCAGAUGCUGCUCACCAAGGUCGUCGUUGACGCCGGCCUAUUCGUCUUCGCUCUCCUCACCUACCGCUUCCUCAUCGGCUCCGUCCUCGUCCUCCCCCUCGCCAUCAUCCUCGAGAGGGGGAAACAGAAGGAGCUUAAAUUGAAGGCAUUCCUAUGGAUUUUUACAAGUGCAUUUGUAGGAUUCACUGUUCCUGGUCUGUACUACAUAGGCCUGGGAGAUACAUCACCAGGAUACGCAAUUAACUUCUACAACAUCAUCCCAAUCGCUACAUUCAUCCUUGCAGUUCUUUUCAGGAAGGAGCCACUGAACAUGAGAAGCCUGGUAGGAAUCAUCAAGGUAGUUGGAACCUUGGUCUGUGUUGGAGGCACAGUUGUGAUCAGCCUCUACAGAGGCAAAGUGCUGCAUCUGUGGCCAACCAACAUUACUGGCUACAACCCAAACAAGGCAGGAGCUGCAUUUGGGCACCACCACAUCCGUGGAACCAUCCUGCUCAUCAUCAGUUGCUUGAGCCUUGCAGUCUGGUACACAGUGCAGGCUCAGAUGCUGAAAGUGUUCCCAUACAAGUAUUGGUCCACGGUUGCUUCAUGCUUUGUUGGGAGUAUCCAGAUGGCUAUUACAGGGGUUGCGAUGAACAGAGAGAAGGCCACUUGGCAACUGAAAUGGAACAUGAGCUUGCUUACUAUCGUCUACUCAGCGAUACUGAACACGGCUGCCAAGUUUGUGAUGAUUUCAUGGGUUGUCACGCAGCGAGGACCAACGUACCCAUCAAUGUUUUGUGCUGUAUCAGUGGUGUUCACGACCAUACUCGAUUCGUUGCUUCUAGGCCAUGAUCUCUCGGUUGGAAGUGUUCUUGGCAUGCUCCUGAUUCUUGCUGGGCUGUAUCUUUUCCUCUGGGGAAAGGGGAAAGAAGUGGUUCAUGAGACCAUUGAAAAACCCAAGGAGACGAUAGAUAGAACCACCGAGCUACCAUCCCACGUAUGAUUACUACUUUCUAGAUGUAAUAGAUAUUCAUGCCAGUAAAAAUUAUUCAAAGUGUUCCAAUGUACGUAUUGUGAAUAUGAAGAGUCUCAGUAAUUCUCUAUUGGAAGAACUAUAUGUUCUGGAAGUGUCAUUAUCCAACGAAAGCAGCGGAACGCCAGAAAACUGUACAAUUUCAGUUUAUAUGCUUCAAAGAAUUGGAAACUCUGCAA
Molecule: messenger RNA, 1425 nt
Organism: Oryza brachyantha (malo sina)
Lineage: Eukaryota; Viridiplantae; Streptophyta; Magnoliopsida; Poales; Poaceae
Product: WAT1-related protein At3g30340-like
Exons: 7
Coding region: 161-1216 (351 amino acids)
Cellular component (GO): plasma membrane
Molecular function (GO): transmembrane transporter activity
Source: RefSeq, a predicted model, not a curated record